GAAUGGAGCCGCAUGAAGCUGUUGCCACCAGCGCUAAGUCCGGAGAAACUCAACAGAAACACAGCGACUUUAACCACGGAUUCGCUUCUGCGCCGCCAGCGCCACCCCCUCUGAACUUCAGGCCACGCUGGCUUUCCAAAAGCGAGCAGGGUCUUGUUCCCGCCAAGCCUGCUCCCACCUCGAAGCCGGCACCGCUGCCUGUUCGUCACGACGUCCCAAAGGUGCACCAGGAAACCCCGAUUGCAAUGGCCACACGCAGCGCUGACCAGGUACAAGCGAGGCCCCAAGGCAUCUCGCUCGCACUGCCACGCCGUGACGGCAACGUCAUCCUUAAAGACGUUGCUGGAGAGCAACGCGAGGCGAAUCAAGAGCUGCCAGCGGAUAAAGGAAAGCCGAAGCUGAAGCCUGAGCAGAGCUACUUUGCCUUAACAAAGGGACCGUUUCGCACACAGGCGAUCAACGACGUGAACAUUCCGUUCGCGUUACAGAGUGGGGACAACGAGGACGAGGACAUGGCGGUGAACGCUUGCGUGGUGACCGCUGCCGUGGUGCUCAUCUUCCUCACCAUCUUCCUCAUCUUCUUCUUGAUGAAGUCGAGCCAAAGCUUGACUGCACUCGAGAGGACUACCGCUUCCGACGAGGAGCUGAUCAGCCCCCGACCGAGAGGCUUCGAAGCUACGGACUUGCCAGUGAAUGCACGGUCAGCAAGCGACCGCUAUUCCUCAAGCUCCCGGAAAUCGUCACACGAGGUGAUGCCAGAUGAAGAAGCGGUGGGUGCAUUGACAGAAUCUGCUGUUUUUUCCGUCGUCACAAACGGGACUAAUAUCUGAAAACCUGUUUGAUGAACAUUGACAUCUGUACAGCAAAUUUUAUGGCGUGUCAUCACAAAUCGAUUUGAAACAGUGCCACCAAAGGUGGCCGCCAUCAGAUCAUACCAACGUUUCUUCAAUAUAUACCAACGAUACCAACGUACCUUCCCAUCAGCAGAUUCAUAAACUUAAGCGUCAAUAAAUAUCGCAUUUCUCAC
Messenger RNA from Dermacentor albipictus, 1027 nucleotides. RefSeq lists its product as uncharacterized. The record is from RefSeq and is a predicted model, not a curated record. NCBI's taxonomy places the organism in Eukaryota, Metazoa, Arthropoda, Arachnida, Ixodida, Ixodidae.